GCUAGACGUCCGAAGAAGCAGAGCUCUCGGGAACUGUGUCUGCAGCCGGACUGCAAGGCCAAUCAAAACACUGACAACCUAUAUUGCUGAAAUUAUUUUACAACAAUUUGUGCUCGAGUGAACUUCGAGAUGUCAGAGAUGAGUUUAUCGAUGAUAUUCCCAGCAAUCAUAUUCACAUUGGCUUUCUUACUUAUGGUCACAAGCACAGAAAGCAAAAGAGCUGACUCAGGAUCAACCAUCGCUAAUUCCAUAAAGGAUGCUUCCAUCAAAAAGAACAUCAUGAGAGCCGGAGUCAACAGGGGUCUGAAGGAAUGCCGACGGCUUUUUAAGGACGAGGUCUGGGACUGUAGCUUUUAUAACGAAAGCGUGACUGGAGAAUUACCUGACUUUAUUCUUACAACUCUGCCUUACGCCAAUAAGGAGACGGCGUUUUUACAUGCGAUCACCACCGCUGGCAUCCUUCAAGAAAUCCUUUCCAAGUGCGAUGCAAACAAAAUUACCGAAUGUAGUUGCAACAAAAAAAGACGGCAAUCGCGUGGAUGCAGCGAAAAACUGUUGUUUGCCGAGAAGAUGACGCUGAGUCUCCUAGCAACUGAACGACAAGGGAACGACGAACGAAGAACAAUCGACAAAGACAAUAAAAAAGUGGGAAUACAGGUUUUCAAGACGAAUUAUAAUCGUAAUUGUCUUGGCAGAGUGACUAGAAAUUGUUACAAUUUUCAAGACGUCGCAAAUGAACUCAAAAAUAAAUAUCAUUCUGCCAUCAACAAGACGAACAAGGCACAGCAGCUCGAUAUUGGAGGGGUUUUCCAACGAAAUAAUAUGCAAGAACUCACUUAUUGGGAUCCGUCGCCUGAUUACUGCGUACACGAUGUGACCACUGGCUCACCAGGCUUGAAAGGAAGAGUCUGCGGAAAUGAUGGCACAAAAACACGCCAAUGCAGAUUGCUUUGUAAAAAAUGUGGCCUGAAACUCCGGAGAGAGCAGCGAAUGAGUCCAGAAAAAUAUACAGUAACAGUCUGCAUGGAGAAGAAAACAGUCCACCCAUUCAAAAGUUUAAAUUGAGAAAUUAAUCGUUUGGUCUUACGUGGUCAAGGCAAUUUUAAUGAGAAAAAGUCGUCGAGGUUUAGUCUUUUAGGUCAGGUUCUUCUUGAUGGGCUCCUAAAUCCAUCGCUUGUAGAUUUUAGUGAUACAAUGAACCCACAUUUGUGACUUACGCUAUAUUAUCAGGUCUAUAUAGCCAAAUAUUAUUGAACUUUAGAGUGCUUAGAAACGCAUACGUCGACCGCUUUCCAAGAGGGAAGUACAUGUGGUUACAAUACGAGAUUGUUAAUUGAAGGGAUUUGCUCGCAUGGCGUUAGAGUAUCACAACUAGUUCACACUUUGUAACAAGCUGUACUGCUUGUUGUUAAGAAUUUUAGUAGAAAUAUUUUACCCUUUCCCUUAUAUCUAUUUAAAGAAUCCCUCUGUCCUCUCGUAAUUUUGUAUUAAAAUGUGCAGUAUUAGAGAGGUGCAGCAAAAGAUCUGUUGAAAAAAAUCUUUUAGAAAAGUUGUAUUUGUAUACUCUUUUGUAAACGAAACCAAAAUCGAUUAAUUUUCGUUUAAUCGAACAGUUAAUGACGAGGCACAUCUGAUAAAUAUGUGUUGGCCAUGUUUAAAACUUUUUCUUCUGGGAAAAACUGAAUAAUAAAUGAAUAAAAAUGGUUUUGAAAAA
Messenger RNA from Pocillopora verrucosa, 1714 nucleotides. RefSeq names its product protein Wnt-8b-like. The record is from RefSeq and is a predicted model, not a curated record. NCBI's taxonomy places the organism in Eukaryota, Metazoa, Cnidaria, Anthozoa, Scleractinia, Pocilloporidae. Gene Ontology annotation, cellular component: extracellular region. Gene Ontology annotation, molecular function: cytokine activity; frizzled binding. Gene Ontology annotation, biological process: neuron differentiation; multicellular organism development; cell fate commitment.